UGUCGGGGUCCCUGCGGUGACGUCACCUCCCGGGCGGCGUUGCUGGGAGACGGAGGCGCCGGGGCCCUGACGUCAAGGCCCGAUGGCCGCCCGCCCGCCCGGCAGCAUGGAGGCGGCAGGGCCGGGGGCAGGCCGCGGCCAGCGCUGAGAUGGACCUCAAGGGCCAGUACUGGACGGACGAUGACUCCGACGGGGACAAUGAGUCCGAGGAGUUCCUCUACGGGGUGCAGGGGACCUGCGCCGCCGACCUGUACCGCCACCCGCAGCUGGACGCCGACAUCGAGGCCGUGAAGGAGAUCUACAGCGAGAAUGCCGUGUCCGUCAGGGAGUAUGGGACCAUCGACGACGUGGACAUCGACCUCCACGUGAACAUCAGCUUCCUCGAUGAGGAGGUGGCGACAGCGUGGAAGGUGCUUCGGACGGAGCCCAUCGUCCUGCGCCUGCGCUUCUCCCUCUCCCAGUACCUCGAUGGCCCCGAACCGUCCAUCGAGGUCUUCCAGCCGUCCAACAAGGAGGGCUUCGGGCUGGGUCUGCAGCUGAAGAAGAUCCUGGGCAUGUUCACAUCCCAGCAAUGGAAACACCUCAGCAACGACUUCCUGAAGACCCAGCAGGAGAAGCGGCACAGUUGGUUCAAGACGAGUGGCACCAUCAAGAAGUUUCGAGCGGGCCUCAGCAUCUUCUCCCCCAUCCCCAAGUCGCCCAGCUUCCCCGUCAUCCCAGACUCGGUGCUGAAGGGCAAGCUGGGUGCGCCCGAGGUGCGCGUCAACCGCCUGAUGAACCGCUCCGUGUCCUGCACGGUGAAGAACCCCAAGGGGGAGGUUUUCGGCUAUGCCCCCAGCACCCAGGCAGGUGUCGCCCCCUUCAACAUCCUGGUUGGUGGCCACUGCAAGAAUGUCCCCACGCUGGAGUACGGCUUCCUCGUCCAGAUCAUGAAGUACGCGGAGCAGCGCAUCCCGACGCUCAACGAGUACUGCGUGGUGUGCGACGAGCAGCACGUCUUCCAGAACGGCUCCAUGCUCAAGCCGGCCGUGUGCACCCGGGAGCUGUGCGUCUUCUCCUUCUACACCCUGGGCGUGAUGUCUGGUGCGGCGGAGGAGGUGGCCACAGGUGCUGAGGUGGUGGACCUGCUGGUGGCCAUGUGCCGCGCUGCGCUGGAGUCUCCUCGCAAAAGCAUCAUCUUCGAGCCUUAUCCCUCUGUGGUGGACCCCAACGACCCCAAAACACUCGCCUUCAACCCCAAGAAGAAGAACUACGAGCGGCUGCAGAAGGCCCUGGACAGCGUGAUGUCCAUCCGGGAGAUGACCCAGGGCUCCUAUCUGGAGAUCAAGAAGCAGAUGGACAAGCUGGACCCCCUGGCACAUCCCCUCCUGCAAUGGAUCAUCUCCAGCAACAGGUCCCACAUCGUCAAGCUGCCUCUCAGCAGGCAGCUGAAGUUCAUGCACACCUCACACCAGUUCCUCCUGCUGAGCAGCCCCCCGGCCAAGGAAGCCCGUUUCCGCACCGCCAAGAAGCUCUACGGCAGCACCUUCGCUUUCCACGGCUCUCACAUUGAGAACUGGCACUCCAUCCUCCGCAACGGGCUGGUCAACGCGUCCUACACCAAACUGCAGCUGCAUGGAGCAGCCUAUGGCAAGGGCAUCUAUCUGAGCCCCAUCUCCAGUAUUUCCUUUGGAUACUCAGGGAUGGGGAAAGGGCAGCACCGGAUGCCUUCAAAGGAUGAGCUGGUGCAGAGGUACAACCGGAUGAACACCAUCCCCCAGACCCGCUCCAUCCAGUCCCGCUUCCUCCAGAGCCGCAACCUGAACUGCAUCGCGCUUUGUGAAGUCAUCACCUCCAAGGACCUGCAGAAGCACGGCAACAUCUGGGUCUGCCCCGUCUCGGACCACGUCUGCACCCGCUUCUUCUUUGUGUACGAAGACGGCCAAGUGGGAGACGCCAAUAUCAAUACUCAGGACCCCAAAAUCCAGAAGGAGAUCAUGCGUGUGAUUGGGACUCAGGUGUACACAAACUGAGCGGCAGGGACCCGCCGCGGCGCUCCCAGGCGCUGAGCGAGGGCCCUUGGCUGAGGACGGGCGAGUGGAUUUCGCGCUGGCCGGGCGACGCGCGCGGCUCCGGGCAGGGCAGAAGCGGGGGCACCGGCGGCACCUCCCUGUACAUAGACAUGAAGUGGCGAGCGCGUGGCGGGCGGGUUGAGCGGUCCCCUUGUCCCCACAUCGUCCCUGAGCCAGCGUGGGGCACGGCGUGUGCCCAGUGGUGGCCGUCCCUCCUCGUGUUUACAACGACGGCAGUUUUUACCGAAGUCGAGAAACUGAAGCAAAAAAGAAAAAACAAAAAAAAAAACAUGCAAAAAACGAAAAACAGACAAAAAAAAAAAGAGAAAAGAAAUCUGUCGUGGCGUAGUAAAAUUCUUUGAACACCCUGGUGGGCAGGGGCUGUGGGGAAGGGACGGGGAUGUAGCUUCGCGCCGCGGUUAACCGUGGUCCUGGGGUUAACCUGAAAUAAAUAAAAAACCCAAACUGCCCUUCCCCGCUGCACGGCGGCUGAGACCAUGCCAUCGUUUUUUGCUUAGGUUUGUGGGCUUUUUUUUCCCUUAAAAAUAAAAUGAAUAAAGCCAC
Messenger RNA from Anas platyrhynchos (mallard), 2615 nucleotides. RefSeq names its product poly(ADP-ribose) polymerase family member 6 (gene PARP6). The record is from RefSeq and is a predicted model, not a curated record. Lineage: Eukaryota; Metazoa; Chordata; Aves; Anseriformes; Anatidae. Gene Ontology annotation, molecular function: NAD+ poly-ADP-ribosyltransferase activity.